GUCUCGCCCAGUCGUGGCGCCUGAACGCGACGCGAGUCGUAUUAUUAUCACAUAAGUUUCCACGUGAUGCGGUCGCGUUGAAACCCAGUCGAUUCGACGAUGUCGUCAUCAUUGUUCAUUGGUUACCGAACAAAUUCGUAAAAUUAAAGGUGAUAGUUUUACGACCCCGCAAAGCUUGUGCUUAUUAUAGUUGGUGUUAGCUUGUUUACUCAUAGUUGUUCUGUGCGCGACAUGUAACAGCAGUGACAAUUAAACAAUGAGCUCCUAUCAGUUCGUCAAUUCUUUGGCUCAGUGUUACGGACAACAGGGUCGUGGUGGUGACCCCGCACACCAGGCGGCCAGCCCGGGAGGUGAUUAUUACAACCCGAACGCUGCCGCGUCGAAUUAUCCACCCGCGUGUUACUCUCCUCCUCAAGUCGGACCUCAAUACCCGUCACAUCCUUAUGCCGCACCGGCCCCAGGUCACGGGCUCCAGCCUCUGGGCGAUUACACUCAGCUGCAGCCCCAACGAAUACCCGGUGCUGCCAAUUCUCAUUUACACCACGCUAGUCCUGGGGGACAAAGUCCCGGAAUGCUCAACCCGUCCGCGAGCUGCAAAUAUGCAGAUUCGACUUCUUCGACAGGAGUCGCGUCUCCACAGGAUUUGAGCACCAAUAACGCUCCGACUCGCAGCACACCCCCUUUAACUGGCAAUCAACCCGCGAACAGUAGUAACGCGACGAUUUCCUCGAAAACCGGUUUAACCUCCCCUUUAUCCGUGAGCACUUCUCCACCAGGAAAAGCGGCGGCCGCUUCGUCUACGGCUUCGCAAAAUCUGUCCUCGCCGGCGUCGAGCACGAGUUCGACUUCCAGCAACGAGAAAUCCAAUUCGAAUAACAAUAAUUCGAAGAGCGGCAACGGUUCUAACCCACCGCAGAUUUAUCCAUGGAUGAAACGAGUACAUCUUGGUCAAAGUACUGUAAACGCAAACGGAGAAACCAAACGACAAAGAACGUCCUACACGAGGUAUCAAACGCUCGAAUUAGAAAAAGAAUUUCAUUUCAAUCGGUAUCUCACGAGACGGAGAAGAAUAGAAAUAGCACACGCACUGUGUUUGACGGAGAGGCAAAUCAAAAUAUGGUUCCAAAACAGAAGGAUGAAAUGGAAAAAGGAACACAAGAUGGCCAAUUUCCACCUGGCAUCUCUACAAGAUGAAGGCUAUGCAUUCCACCAAGCAAUGGGGAUGGGAGGUAUGGGGCCUAUGCAACGUGGCCUUUAUGCCUGCGGGAGUCCGUACAGCUAGCCCUGGGCCACCUAUAACGGAGACUGCGGCCCUUCGUAGGUGCCUAUCGGAUCCUAGGACAGUCUCCGGCUUACGAUUAUACCGAUAAUCAGUUCAAAUAGAAAACAGCAGGUCCACUGAGGUUUUCAAUUUUUGGCUUGUCAUCAAUGGGUCACCAUGUUAUGUCUGCAGUGAUUUCAUAAGUUUCAGUUUCGCGGGUCUAUCUAGUGUUUACUUGUUCCAUAAGAAACACCGGAACUUUAGAAAAAUCCAUACAGUUUCAUGCCUCUGCCUCCAUUACCUGAAAAGCACCAACUGAAAAUGGGUGAAUAAUCGUAAGUUUCUGUUAACACUUUGUUCGUGCCAAUGAACUUUGAAAGUAAUUUGGUACCAUAUAGCUCGUACUUACUUUUCGCAAAAAUGCGCUGGUAUGUACUUUUUCAGUUUUUUACGAUCGAACAAACGUAUUGGUUUUGCUGGAUUAAUUUUUUGUUAUAAACAACAGUAAUCUGCGAUAUUUUACAUAUACGACUAUGUUCUAAAAUUUGUUUUUUGUUAAAUUUAUGUUGUUUUACUGUUCUAUAGAGACUGUAACAAAUUUUCUAUUGUUUUCGAUAAAACGUAGGUAUAUAAAAUGUACUUGGACUCAAAUUAAAUUAAAUGUGCAAUAUAAUUGUUGGGAGGGUUUUUGUUUAGAUACCGUUUUCCGAUUGGCGAUAUAGAUUCACGUGAAUAGACACUGAUUUGUGCUCACUUUUCUGUGUAAUUAAUUCUACAAAAAGAAAAAAACAAGUGUGAUUUCAUAGUUUAGGACCCUUUAAUGUAAAUACGUCGGUAGAAAAAAUUAUCACAAUUUUUUUUGUAAAUAUGGUCAUAAUUUAAAUUAUUAAGUUAGCUAAAGUACUUUAAAUUUAGAAAUAUACUCGACAGGUGUAUAUAAUAAUUGCUAGUAAUUAUUUUCGAAGAUGUAUACAUACAAGUUGUUUUGCGCAAAGAAAAUAUUGCAUUUCAUAUAUCGUUGCAGCUAAAACCUUAAAAAGUCGUAUCUACAUUACAAAUUAAAAAAAAAAGAUUAAAACGACUUGUAUGUAUAAUUAAUUUAAAAAUUAUUCGUUUCAAAAAUGAGGUAAUAUCCGCAGUAUUUUUAUUCAAUUCUCGCCGUACUGAACAAAAAAAACUAUCAAAAACGAUUUGUAAAAUUGUAUCAUAGUGUGUAUAUUAUUUUUAGCUCAAUAUGUUUACAAAUUUUAUUUCUUUUUAUUAUUUAUGUAAUUUGUAAUAACUUGUGUGACGGACGAUACACGUUAGAUGGGUACGUUCUACUAAUAGUUACUGUUGUAAUU
Cylas formicarius (sweet potato weevil) is the source of this 2604-nucleotide messenger RNA. RefSeq names its product homeotic protein Sex combs reduced-like. The transcript is spliced from 3 exons. Gene Ontology annotation, molecular function: DNA-binding transcription factor activity, RNA polymerase II-specific; RNA polymerase II cis-regulatory region sequence-specific DNA binding. The coding region runs from base 257 to 1282 and encodes 341 amino acids. NCBI's taxonomy places the organism in Eukaryota, Metazoa, Arthropoda, Insecta, Coleoptera, Brentidae. Gene Ontology annotation, biological process: anterior/posterior pattern specification; regulation of transcription by RNA polymerase II. Gene Ontology annotation, cellular component: nucleus. The record is from RefSeq and is a predicted model, not a curated record.